Messenger RNA from Crotalus tigris (Tiger rattlesnake), 4745 nucleotides. RefSeq names its product sterile alpha motif domain containing 12 (gene SAMD12). The coding region runs from base 175 to 615 and encodes 146 amino acids. Lineage: Eukaryota; Metazoa; Chordata; Lepidosauria; Squamata; Viperidae. Gene Ontology annotation, cellular component: cytoplasmic side of plasma membrane. Gene Ontology annotation, biological process: cell surface receptor protein tyrosine kinase signaling pathway. The transcript has 4 exons. The record is from RefSeq and is a predicted model, not a curated record. Gene Ontology annotation, molecular function: protein binding.
CGGGAGACGGUCUCAGGUGGAGAGGACUGGGGCUCCGUGGGAGUGAGGGAGCUCCGUCGCCACCAAGGGCCACCGAGGCGCAGCUUGACUGGGGAGGCAGAGACUCCAUUUCCCAGGCUGCAGAGGGAAGGGGGCUAAGCCUUCCUCGCUGCAGGUUGAACUUCUCGGUUGCAGAUGAGCAAGAGAGAAAACCGUGAAGGGAGAAAGAGAAGAAAGGAAAGAAGGGGGUGGGGGAAGAAGGGAGGAAGGAGGAGGAGGAGGAGGAGGAGAAGCAUCUCUGGGCAGGCGAAUUAUGCAUGCAUUAAGCGAACUCUGAGAGAAUGGCUGUGGAAGUUUCAUAUUGUGAAGCUGACAAAGCCAGUGGCCCUUUGGACACAGCAAGAUGUAUGCAAGUGGUUGAAGAAACAUUGCCCCAAUCAGUAUCAAAUCUACAGUGAGUCAUUCAAACAGCAUGACAUAACUGGCCGCGCACUGCUCAGGCUUACCGACAAAAAGCUUGAGCGAAUGGGGAUUGCUCAGGAGAGCUUACGUCAGCACAUUUUGCAGCAAGUGCUCCAGCUGAAAGUGAGAGAGGAAGUUCGAAACCUACAGCUACUCACACAAGGUAGUCCUUGACUUACUGGACUUUUGGUCGCUAAGUGAUGUGGCCAUAAAGCAAGAUUUCAGAUGAGUGCAUGGCUUAGCAACUGCAAUCCCCACAAUCCCUGUGGCAAUUGUUAAGCAAAAUUUCAAAAUUUACCAGCUGAGUACUUUCCCCAAUGCAAGUCAUUCCUCGCUCUUUAUAAAUUAUACAAUGAUAUCCUGUUCAUUUAUUGCUCUUCAAGAAUCUGGAAAAAAACCCAAAUUAAAAUAGUCUAGUCAUUAAAUGCAGAUGAAAGAUAUGAAAGAGUAGAGGAAUUUAUAGAAGUUGCUUGAAGUAGUCCUUCUUCAAAUAGCCAGCUACAAAAUCUGAUUACUUACAGUAAAUCUGAAUUUAGCCUGUAUUCAUAGAAUACAGCUUUGAAUUCCAGAGUCUGUUGUAGACUUUCUCAGUUGGUUCCAGUCUUUUCCCUUCAUUUUCAAGGCAAGGAUUUGAAAUUUAUUUCUAUUUCCCUUGUGAAAUUAAGGCUAUGACUUGACUUUUCUUCUUUCACUUUAAUAUAAGCCUAUGAGGUAGGUUGGACUGAGAGAGAGUAACUGGUGGUUAAGUGGGGACUUCAACUUGUCUAACAUCCUAACCAUUAAAAAUACUCUAUUGGGCAGAAGGCUAAAUUUGACCAUUCUUCUUUGUUUCCUUUCUUUGUGGAAUAUUGCUAGAAUAUCAAAUAUGAGAUCCUUACUGUUGUUCCCGACCAGUCUAUUGUUCAGAACUCACUUACAGGAUGAAAAGACAAGGUCUGAUCACUGUGAAAAUUAGAUCAGAUUUGCAGUUGUUUCCAAAGAUAAUAUUGCAAAUUUGAACCACUUUCCCUCUCCAACUGCAUAUUUGAAUCAGCUUUUUUAGUAGAUAUUUACAUUGGUGGCUUCAAAAGAAACUUGCUGGGAGUCAUAAUAAUUAUUUUUGGAUAUCAUUCAUAGUUUCAGAGUUUCAAGAUUCCAGCUGUCUGUGAACAUACACUAUGAAUAGUACUACUGUUGCUAUAUCUCCCUAAUACAUGGUUGGUUGAGUACAGUUUCAUAACUAAUAUGGUCUUGUGGAUGCUAGGGGCUACAGGUUUCUGUAUCAAAGUGUAGGGACUUUGUUCUACAAGAGAGUUGUGUCAGUCUCACCAAAGUGCUUUCUCCAUUGCUGUGAUUUUAGCUUGAUUCAAAUACAUCUGCCUUUGACUUUGUUUUCUGACCUGCUCUUUGGAAAGCAUUUUCUGCUGAGAUUAUGCCAAAUUUAAGCACAUUUACACAUCACAGUACACAGUAUGAUAAUUAUAAUUUUUCUCCCUAAUUAUUUGCAGGGUAAAAAUUAAUAUUAUUUUGCCAGGCAGUAUAAUAAUGCUAUUUUGUCAAAAAGGAAAAGUAUGCAUGUAGGUGGUAUCUGCAACUGUGAUGCAGAAAAGAAAAAAAGAAAAUGAACUUUGAAUAGUUGAUUUUUAGCACUAAUGGAAAAUGUCUGGGACAAAUGAUGAGAAUCCCUUUCAGAUAGUUGCAAUCCCUAAGAUUCAUCUUUUGAAUGAAGUUAAUGCUAUGCCAGUCAAGGCUGUGAACUCUUAACAAGAGUUAGAUAGGGGUCAUUAUAGUGCUUUUGAUAGUUUAGAUAUAGCCUUGAAUGGAAGAUAAGGGCUCACCUCAAUGGAAUGACUUGACCAAGAUAUUUUGUAGGCCAUCCCAAUGAACUUAUUUUGUUGAACUCAAAUAUGUUCAACAAAACAGUGGGAUUUAUUUUCUCACUUUCCAAUACUCCAGUUAUAUGCCAUCCUCUUGAUGAUAUACAGGAAGCCUUGAGGCAAAAUGUGCUUAAAUUCAAAGUACUGUAAUGCUGUUGGGAUAUUAUCAAAGAAUGUUGACUGUUGUGAAUGUGGCAAAUCCAUGUGGGAGAUUAGAAAAUUUAUUUAUAGAAAAGGAAUUGUUAAAAAAAAAAACAUAUCAAGUAUUAUCCAUGCUUUUAUACCACUGAAUCAAUCACCUACUUGGAAUAUUGUGCCCAGUGUUAGUCUUCAAAGAGGACUUCAAAGAGGAUAUUAUACUAUAAAUCUUCUAUGACAAUCUUUAUAGAAGGCCUUGGAGAUCUGGCUAGGGAGAAACAGGCUUAGAUUCAAUCCUAAAAAGAUUGGUUGGCUGUAGGUUUUAAGGUUCUCCACCCCUCCCUAGUACUACAGAUCUUUGAUCUUUAGCUCUGGAUAGGAUGGCAGGUCCCCCUCAGACAAAACCAAGUUUAUAAUUUGGGGGUUCUCUCAUCUCCCUGAGUAGCAAGUGAUAGCUAUGAUGCAAAGGGCCUUUGCACUAAUUGAUCUUAUGUACCAAUUGCUUCUAGAUCAGGAGUUACGUUUCACAAUGAUUUGCCAAGUGACGGGCAGUGAUCAGGUGCUCAGGCAAUUGGUUCUUUUGAAUCCAGAGACAAUGAACAUUACAGUAAAUUAAGGGAUUUUAAGUUUUAUUAUUAGCUCAAGCAAACAGAGUUAAAAGCAUCACAUAAGAAGUAUGCAUACCAAGCAAGAUGAUGUCCAACUCUCUUACAAGCUGUCAGGAACUCCUUAAUAAUGACAGCAGAGAUGCACCCCAAGGGCAGUCAAUUUCCAUAUACCCAGCACUAGAUUCCUUGCAGAAGUUCCUAACAAACAGCCACAACAACCUCAAGGUUUUAAUCAAAACCUGGCACCAUGACUUCAUGGCUUGCUGUGGUCAGGAGACUGUAAGACCUGAUCUUGACCGGCUGGCACAAGAUUCUGGGAUGGGAAUCAAAAGUCUGAGAAUUUCACAGCAAGGAAAGCUUUGAAGUUAUAAGAAGAUCAUCCCCCCCCCUUCUUUUAUCCAGUAAACAACAGUAAAGAAAAUAAGCAGGCUAACUCAGAACAUCCCAAAGGUGCUUUUUCACAAGGCAACUGGACUUUCUUGUUUUUCUUGACAUUUUGUUUCUCAUCCAAGAGGCUUCUUCAGCUCUUGGAUGAGAAGCGAAAACUCAAGAAAAACAAGGAAGUCCAGUUGCCUUGUGAAAAAGCACCUUGGGGGUAACUAUGACCUGGAUGACAGAGAAUCUCCAUAGACAUCUAACUCAGAACAAGCUCUGAACCUUUAGACUUUUGAUGUAUACUUUAUAUAUAUAAAAGAGAAAUCAAAAUAUCUCACUAAACUCUCCCAGGAUAACAACGGUCUUCUUCACUGCCAUUACACACAGUCAUUCAUGCUUUAGUUACCAUUGGUUUGUAUUACUGCAGUGCACAUGGGACUGAUCUGGAAGAUUUUUCAGAAUCUGCAACUUGUCCAGAAUGCAACACCCAUUAGCUUUCAUUAUGGUUUCCAGGUAUAAAUCAGCGUGCAAGUCAUCAACAGUAUGUCCUAGGGCUGGUUUAUUAGUGGGACUGCCUGUCUGCUGUUAAUUCUGCCUGCUCCACAUCUGACAAUAUUGACAUGGCAUCAGAUGGGACAAGGAGAAGCAGGUUGUCAAGAUUGAAUCACUAUGAUGCCUGCUACCUUCUAUCGCUAAUCAACUUGCCAUAGAAAAGGGGGGAGAGCUAGAAAGCGGAGGGAAGAAAUGGAAUGCCAGGAAGCUGUUCAUGGACAAUGAGAGCCUGCAAAAUGCCAAGGUCAUUACCGCAGGUGCUCGAUGGAGAAGUGGACUGUUCCCAUAACAAAAGGAAGAAUUACUAUUGGACAAUGUGAACAACCGAUGGGUGGGGGUACAGGAAUCUAUUGUUUAACUAACCAAGCUUUCAUGCAGGAAAACCCAGAGCUGGUUUUGCUUCUUUAGUUCCAAGAUAGUGUAUCCAAUAAAGUUUUACCUUUUGGGACGUAAUUGCCUUUGUUGGGUUUGCUAGUCGGACUAUUGACACAGGUCUUCUUUGUCACAGCAGCUGCCAUCACCACUAAUACCCCCCACCCCCCACCCCAAAUCCAUAUAUUUUUAACCCCAUUGGCCUUCCAAAAGACACUAAGAUCUGGUUGUUUCAGUGUGUAUUAGGUCAAGCCAUUGAAUGAGUCCAACUCUGAGAAUUUAUUUAUUCAGAAAAUGUAUUUGCUAAAGAAUCUUAAAGAAUUUAUUCAUUUAGAAAAUAUAUGUGGCAUGCCAUCUCACAAUGUAAAUGUAAAAUAACAGUAAAGACAAUAUCACAAUUGCA